GCACACAUUUUGCGCUGUCUCCGGCACCCCGCGUCAUCUCGCCUUAUCAGAGGUGCUGACCACCUGCGCGAAUGACUUGCUCGUUGCGUUGCGGCUGUGGGUGUGCUGUGGGUGUGCUUGUCGUGCGGCGAGAGCGCGCAUACAAACCCAAACAAACCAGGGCCUCGUUUUGCUGCUGCAUGCAUGCGUCGUUCCUCCCUCACGUCAGUCGGUCAUUAACAUCGUCGUCGCCGCCAUCACCAACUUGCUUGUCAUUGUAUUGUCGCAUUUACAGCACAACAACUUCCGGUCUUCUUCUUCGUUUGCUGCUCCACUAUCCAGAAGAACAACGCAGACAUGUCCAAGGUGUUCCACCUCAACCUCAGCACCUGCGGCCUUGGCUUCACCAUCGCCGGUGGUGUCGACGCCCCUCUGGAGGAUGGUUCGACGGCCAUUGUGGUUCGCGACAUCCACGAGUGUGGCGCUGCACGCAAGGCCGGCCUCCAUGUUGGCGACAAGCUCAUCUCCGUCAACCACAAGCCGCUUGUCAACGUCACUCACCAGGAUGCUGUUGAGCUCAUCAAGGACGCCAUCCCUUCCCAGCACGUGACGCUUGAGGUGGAUCGCGCAAACAUGAUGUCUGACGUCACCGUGGACAAGGGCGACGGCGCAGCGGCCGACCGCCUGACCCUUGCUCGCAAGGCCUUUGAGGCGCAUGACCCCGAGCUGUCUCGCCUGGCCCACGAGCUUGGCGCAGCGCCAGAGCGUCACCAGACCGAAGCCGGCCAGUACGUCAAGGCUGCUGUGUUUGGUGGCAUGGAUGGCAUUGUCACCACGUUUGCCGUCGUCGCCUCUGUCAACGGUGCCGACCUCGCAACUGGCGUCGUCAUCAUCAUGGGCUUUGCCAACCUGAUUGCUGACGGCAUCUCCAUGGGCAUGGGCGAGUUCAUGAGCGCCCUGUCCGAGUCCCAGUACACUCUCUCGGAGCGCGUGCGCGAGGAGUGGGAGUUUGACCACAACCCGGAAGGCGAGAUCAAGGAGAUGGUGGACCUGUACAUGGAGAAGGGCUUCUCCGAGGAGGAGGCGACACAGAUUAUGACCAUCAUGGCAAAGCACCGCGAAUUCUUCAUUGACCACAUGAUGGUGGAGGAGCUCGGUCUGAUGCCACCGGACGAAGGCGAAUCCCCCGCAAAGAACGGCCUCGUCAUGUUCCUCUCCUUUGUCGCCUUUGGCCUCGUCCCUCUCCUUUCGUACCUUGCCCUCAGCACCGUCGACUUUGGCAGCAACAAGAGCGACGCCCUGUUUGGCAUUGCCUGCGCCAUGACCGCUGUUGCCCUGUUCAUCCUCGGUGCUGUCAAGAGCCGCUUCUCCACCCAGUCCUGGUACAUGUCGGGCUUCUCCGUCGUCAUCAACGGCGCCGUCUCCGCUGGCGCCGCCUACCUCGUCGGCCUCGGUCUUGAGAACCUCGUGAGCUUGAACGAUUGCCCAUGAGCGAAGCAAUGCCCCAACGUCAACCGUGCAUCCAUAUCCACAUUGCUUUUGGUUUCCCCUUUCGCUUACAUCUCAGCCAGACCCUGUUUCCUUGAAUUUUUUUUUUUUUUUUGGUUUUGGCCCCCAUUUCUUCCUGACUCUCCUUUAUUCUGGAACCUUUUCUUGUUUGAACUGCCCCUUGAUGUUUGUCUUUGUGCCACUCCUCUUGAUGCGUGGGCAUGCACCCACCCACCCAAUACAUGCACAUCGUUUCCCUUUGUCUCCCUCAGUCUUCUUUUCCUGUUUUGUAUUAUGAAAAGUAACAACCACACUUCGUCCAUCUGUCGUUUGGCUGUUUGUUGGUUGGGUGCUUGUUCUCCCAACUGUGCUGUGUGCUGCGUUGUGUGCUCAGUUUUGGUUUAUCGAGACAGGAGCACGCAAGCCCUUGUUCCAACCGUGCGCACGGAACACACCCUCACGAAUUACACAGCAACACACGAUA
Molecule: messenger RNA, 1951 nt
Organism: Salpingoeca rosetta
Lineage: Eukaryota; Choanoflagellata; Craspedida; Salpingoecidae
Product: vacuolar iron family transporter
Exons: 6
Coding region: 337-1470 (377 amino acids)
Biological process (GO): intracellular manganese ion homeostasis
Cellular component (GO): membrane
Molecular function (GO): iron ion transmembrane transporter activity; manganese ion transmembrane transporter activity; protein binding
Source: RefSeq, a predicted model, not a curated record